Anastrepha obliqua is the source of this 2137-nucleotide messenger RNA. RefSeq names its product transcription factor Sp9 (gene Sp1). The coding region runs from base 1 to 1875 and encodes 624 amino acids. Gene Ontology annotation, molecular function: DNA-binding transcription factor activity, RNA polymerase II-specific; RNA polymerase II cis-regulatory region sequence-specific DNA binding. Gene Ontology annotation, biological process: regulation of transcription by RNA polymerase II. The record is from RefSeq and is a predicted model, not a curated record. Lineage: Eukaryota; Metazoa; Arthropoda; Insecta; Diptera; Tephritidae. The transcript has 3 exons.
AUGCUAACGGAUAUGACACCGACGGCCGGACAAUUGUACGGCUCACAAAUACCCGCUAUGGGCAUGAAUAUCGGUAAUAUCGCUACGCAUCUGCAGAAGCCGCAAGUUAAUCCGGAUCAUCCCAGUCUACGUGGCACACCACUCGCAAUGUUGGCGGCGCAAUGCAACAAAUUAUCUAGUAAAUCGCCUCCUCCUUUGGCCGACGCAGCUGUAGGCAAAGGUUUCCAUCCUUGGAAGAAAAGUCCUACAUCGCCGUCGAGCGGUGGUGGCAGUAGUGGCGCAUCGAGUGGCUCGCUUUCCGGCGUUGCUGGUGGUCAGCAUUCGCCCUGUACCAUCUCUUCCGCUUCGUCGUCCUCCGGUUCUGGCUCGUCGGCUAGCAGUUUAGGUUUGGGUGGCACUUCAUCUGCCACGUCAUCGCGUAGUCUGCCCUCAUCCAGCAUCAAUACAAUGGUCAACAUCACGGCUAGCAUUUAUCCUUACAGUCGUCCGAUUUCGUCGUCCUGUGCUGCAGUCAGCAAUCCCUCGGCUUACGGCAGCGAUCUUUACUUCCCGAAUACGAGCGGUGCCAGUGGCGGCAUGGUCGCUGAUAACCAUCAUAUGCAUCAGGGUCUGUUGGGUAAAGUGGAGGGCGCUACAUUCGGUUCGGUCUACUCACGUCAUCCAUAUGAUUGGCCAUUCAAUGCUGUUACGGCGUCCGCGCAUAAAGCCGCCGAGGCAGCUAGUGUUAACUCAGGCUGGUGGGAUAUGCAUAGUGCUGCAGGCAGCUGGCUAGAUAUGGGAGGCGCCGGCAUGCACUCAACAAUGGCAAAUUAUGCUACGGCAGCCGGUUCUGAUUACUCGUCCGCAUUGUCGCAUUCGCUCUCCAACACCGCUCAUCUUCUGGGCUCCGGACAACAUCUGCUGCAGGACACCUACAAGAGCAUGUUACCCGGUCAAGGUGUGGGUGGCUUCUCGCUGCCGCAUAGUUCGCCGUCGGCUGCUUCAACUGCAGCCUCGCCACAAGCAUCUACGCCAUCAACACCAUCGCCGCGUUCACAAAGACGCUAUGCCGGUCGUGCUACAUGCGAUUGUCCCAACUGUCAGGAAGCCGAACGGCUCGGCCCAGCUGGCGUGCACUUGCGCAAAAAGAACAUACACUCGUGCCACAUACCUGGUUGUGGUAAAGUGUACGGCAAGACUUCGCAUCUGAAGGCGCAUCUACGUUGGCACACCGGCGAGCGACCAUUUGUAUGUAAUUGGCUCUUCUGUGGCAAACGUUUCACACGCUCCGAUGAGUUACAACGACAUCUGCGCACACAUACGGGCGAAAAACGUUUCGCUUGUCCCAUCUGCAACAAGCGCUUCAUGCGCAGCGAUCACUUGGCUAAGCAUGUGAAGACACACAAUGCCACCGGUCAGGGCGGCAGCAUGAAGAAGGGUUCAUCGGAGUCGUGCAGCGAUUCGGAAGAGCCUGGUAAUCAGUCCGGCGAGUCGAAUGGACUAUCGUCUGGUAAUGGACAGCAAAGCGGUGGUGGCAGUCACCCGGGUACGCCCAAUUCACAUCAGUCAGGCGGUCCGGGAAAUACAACACCAACUGGUGGGCUGUUGGGUAGCAAUAUGCACCUCUCAUCAGCGCACAACAUGUCCGGUGGCUCGCCAGUAAUGCUGCACGCCCAACAACAACACCAUCAACAGCAGCAACAACAGGCGCAUGCGCAAGCGCAGGCACAGGCACAAGCACAGGCGCAACUGCAACACCAUCAACAACAGCAACAAGCACAUGCGCAUGCGCACUUGCAUCAUCACCACCAUCAUCAUUUGGUGGGCAAUUCGGCGCCCAGCCCUGGGCUAGAUCAUCACAGCACAUUGGUGGAUAUUAAGCCGCCGAUGGUUUGAGGGUCGUUGGGACCCUUUCUAUUUACCAACUGAGGUGAAAUCGAGAACGGGUCCUAUGAUGAACUACAUUCACAGCUGAUGAGUGGAGCGAAAGACGGACGAAUGUGGGAGCGAUGGGAUGUGUAAUGCGUGAGAGCGAUUGAGAAGUGGCAAGCGAGGGAACAGCGAAUUGAAAUACAAAACGAAUUGUAAAUAAUGCUUGUAACAAUGUGUUGUUGUAAAAUGUAAAACAAUCAAAAAUGCUUAACUAAAUGUACAACUA